CAGUCUUUUGUGGGAUCACAUGGGGAUGGUCACGUGACUCAGCGUAGGGGCCCAGACAGACGGCAACAAAAUCAGAGCCAGCACCGCUAAAAACACUCAUCUGACAUCUACACACACAGGAAUCCCCGACGCUGAUUGGCCGGCGGCUCCUCUGAUGCGAUGACGUCACAGGCGGAGCCGGCACUCCCGCGCUCGAGCAGCUCAGGUUCAGGAGAGUCCCGUCCGCGCGCUGCAGCGAUGAGCACGCGGAGUGGAGCGUUCCGUCCGGCGGUGACGUCACAGUGAACCGGGCACCUGAUGAUGUCAUGAGGAUACGUUUUGAACAUAGACAAAGGUUUCCGUGACUGUUCAUUUUAUUUAUUUUUUUACCCCUUACAGGUGUUGUGUUUACGUUUGUCUGCGUGACAUAAUUCAUGUGCCUUGUUUAGAAGUUUCAUGCAGUUCUGCGAAAGCAUUUGCGCUGAAAGUGGUCCUGAACUGGCAGCCGCUAUCACCAGGACCCCAAGGACCCACCGGUGAGCAGGGUGACUGUGUGGAUUUACGUUAAAUCAUUCGUGGAGCUCCAGGCAGGUAUGUUUGCGGCGGUGGAACAUGGUCCCGUCCUGUGCAGUGACUCCAACAUCCUGUGCCUGUCGUGGAAGGGUCGAGUGCCCAGGAGCGAGAAGGAGAAGCCCGUCUGCAGGAAGCGAUACUAUGAGGAGGGGUGGCUGGCCACGGGGAACGGCAGAGGGGUCGUAGGGGUGACGUUCACCUCCAGCCACUGCCGGAGAGACAGAACCACCCCACAACGCAUCAACUUCAACCUGAGAGGACACAAUAGUGAGGUGGUGUUAGUGAGGUGGAAUGAGCCCUUCCAGAAGCUUGCAACGUGUGACACAGAUGGUGGGAUCUUCGUUUGGAUCCAGUAUGAGGGCCGCUGGUCUGUAGAGCUGGUCAAUGACCGAGGAGCUCAGGUGAGUGACUUCACGUGGUCUCAUGAUGGGACUCAGGCUCUGAUCUCAUACCGUGAUGGUUUCGUGUUGGUGGGGUCUGUGAGCGGGCAGCGCCACUGGUCCUCGGAAAUCAACCUGGAGAGUCAGAUCACCUGUGGGAUAUGGACCCCUGAUGACCAGCAGGUGUUGUUUGGCACAGCAGAUGGUCAAGUGAUUGUCAUGGACUGUCACGGGCGGAUGUUAGCUCAUAUUCUGCUCCAUGAGGCGGAGGGUAUCAUCAGCAUGGCCUGGAACUAUCCCAGCUUUCUGGUGGAGGACAGCAGCGAGAGCGACACCGACUCGGAUGAUUACACACCUCCGCAAGUGCAAAGUCUGAAGCUGCUGUUGACCGUCUGUUUCACAUCUGGAGACAUCAGUCUGAUGAGCAACUAUGAUGACCUCUCCCCGACAUUAAUACGCACUGGCCUUAAAGAUGUGGUCGUGCAGUGGUGCUCUCAGGGUGACCUGCUGGCAGUUGCUGGGAUGGAGAGACUUGGGGUGACCCCUGACCCUGCGGUUGCUCAAGCAACCCGAAAUGCAAUUGUUAAGUUUUACAAUGUCUGUGGUGAACACAUUUACUCGCUGGAAACACCUGCUCAGAGACCAAUCCGGUCGCUGUGCUGGGGCCAUCGGGAUUCUCGUCUUUUCCUCGCUUGUGGCCCAGCGCUGUAUGUGGUUCGGGUGGAACACAGGGUGGCCAGUCUGCAGCUGCUGUGUCAGCACGUCAUCGCCAGUGCAGUUCAUGAGGAGAAGGAUGUGGCCAAGCUCAACAUGCCUUCUCGGCUAAGCACAUGCGUGUCCUCUGCCUUUACUCCGACCAUUAAGCCCCCCAUCCCAGACCCCAACAACAUGCGAGACUUUGUAAGUUACCCGACAUCAGGUAAUGAACGUCUGCACUGCACUAUGAAGCGGACUGAGGACAACCCUGAGGUCGGUGGUCCGUGCUACACCUUGUACCUUGAGUAUUUGGGAGGGCUUGUCCCUAUUCUGAAAGGCCGCAGGAUUAGCAAACUCCGCCCUGAAUUUGUCAUCAUGGACCCAAAGACCGAUGGGAAAACAGAUGAAAUUUAUGGAAACAGCUUCAUUCCCUCCAUGCUUGACAGCUGCAAUUGCUCAGAUUCUAGUGACAUUGAGCUGAAUGAUGAUUGGGUGGGAAAGAAAUCGCCAAAGAUUUCCAGAGGGAGCAAGUCUCCCAAACUUCCCAGGAUAAAUAUAGAUCCCCGUAAGUCCCCCAAGCUCUCCCGCACCACACAGGAAAUAUCCCGAUCACCACGGUUACCCAUUCGCAAACCCUCCAUCGGCUCUCCAAGUCUGACUCGGCGAGAGUUCCCCCUAGAUGACAUCACCCAGCACAAUUAUCUGGCGCAAGUUACGUCCAACAUAUGGGGAACAAAGUUCAAAAUAGUGGGACUAACAGCAUUUUUGCCAACAAAUCUUGGUGCAGUUAUAUACAAGACAAGUCUGCUUCACCUCCAACCCAGACAGAUGACCAUCUACCUUCCUGAGGUGCGGAAGAUCUCUGUGGAUUACAUAAACCUACCUAUGUUUAGUCCUAAUGUCUUCAGUGAGGAUGAGGAUGAUCUGACUGUCACAGGAACAUCAGGAAUCACUGAUGAUAACCCACCUUGCACUGUCAACAUACCAAUUGCCCCCAUACACAGUCCUGCCCAAGCCAUGUCUCCAACCCAAAGCAUUGGCCUGGUCCAGUCCCUACUAGCCAAUCAAAACGUUCAGUUGGAUGUGUUGUCCAAUCCAACAUCAACCGUGGCGCCACCUGGGGUUGCUGACCAAGGACAACAGGACACUGUGCUCACUGCACAGUACACUGUUCCUGCCAGGUACUCUAGUCCUGGUCAGGUGAACUUUGGAGGUUUGGAAGUUGGACGGCUUUUAGUUGCCCAGCAUCCAACAUCCCAACAACAGCAACAGCAAUCCCAACAGCAGCAGCAACAUCAACAUCAACAACAGAUGCAACAACAUUAUCAACAACAACAGCAGCAUCAACAGCUACAGCAACAGCUUCAACAAUACCAGCUUCAUCAGCAACAGAUGUUGCAGCAUCAGCAGAUGCAGCAGCAGCAGCAACACAUGCAACAGCAGAUCCAACAGAUGCAGCAACAACAGCAAAUGCAACAGCAACUUCAGCAUCAAAUCCAACAGCAACAACUACAAAUGCAACUGCAGCAACAGCUACAGCAACAGCACCAGCAAAUGCAGCAGCAGUUGCAACAGCAGCAUCAGAUGCAAAUCCCUGUUCCACUUUUGCCCUCAGGUCAACCAUCAUGCCCUGUCAUUCAGAACGCAAUACCAGUUCCUCCUCCUACAGGAGAGAACAGCACAGAACGAGGGGAGCAUGAGCUCCUGUUUAAGAUUAAGACUACUCGUUCUGCCACACAAUUGGCUGAGGGUGAUGCAGUAGUUUUCACUGCUCCCCUUGAGAUAAGCAAAAUGAACCCUCCCCCUCCCUACCCUGGUACAGUCGCCGCUGCAGUGGCAGUUGCCGCAGCUGCAGUCACAACUGCUUCGUCUGCAAGUUCCACCUCUGGAGUAGCAGGGGGAAGCUCUAGCAUACCACCUUCAGGGGAAGUUUGUAUAAAGAAAGGGGAUCUAACUUUGUAUCCACCUGGUGUGCAGGCGGCUCAGUACCCCACUCCGCUAGGUUAUGAACGCAUCACCACAUUUGACAGCAGUGGUAAUGUGGAGGAGGUGUGCCGUCCCCGCACACGACUUGUUUGCAACCAGAAUGUUUACACACUGCAGGGCCCAGGAAGCUCUGCCACCCUCAGGGUCUCAUCAUCUUCCUCUACUGCAGAGGGCAAGAAGGUGCAGCUGCCCUAUGCCUCAGCCACACUGAACCGUCUCACUGUGCCAAGGUACUCUAUACCCAGCGGGGACCCACCCCCUUACCCUUACACAGCCAGUCAGGUUGCAGCAGGGCGGGGCCCUGGCCAGAGACUCGACAGCAGCCUGAUUCAUGCUACCAUGAGGCGGAACAGUCGAGAAGCUGCGCUGAAGGUGUCUCAGAUGCUGGAUCCCCAGAGGACACACCCCUCCAAGGCCAAAGCCAAUACUUUGUCUGCUUCCUACCAGCAGAGAGGGCCAACAGCUCUUUAUACAUGCAGUCAGUGCAGUAGUAACAGUGGCAUUAGUGGUGGGGCCACUAGUAGUGGAAGUAACGGAAUUGCUGGUGGUACAAUCAUUAGGCAAGAUUUCCCAACAAGUGGGGGUGGUGCACCUCACAGCACUGUUAUAGUGCACUCUAACAGUGCCUCGCCUCUGCCUUACCAGUCCUCCUAUAAUUUCCUCAGUAUGGAUGGCAGCAGUGGUGUAACUAAUGGAGGUGGAAACGGGGAAAGUGCUGACUAUAUCAAUUCUGCCUUUACAGAGGACGAGGCUCUGAAUCGGUCUCUGAGGCAAAUGGCUCUUAAUACAGAGGUAGCGAGUUUGACAGUCAAACGGCCACCGCCGUAUCAAUGGGAUCCAUCUGCCACUGAAGAGAUUUGGGUUCCUCAGGAGCGUACAGUGACUUUGCCCACCUCUGGACCUCCUGCAUCUCACAAACCUCCCUCACUCAUCCUUAGCCCAGCACAGCAUCUGGACAUUACACAGCUUCCAUUUGUCCUCUCCCCUAAAUCUCCAACAAGUCCUAAUGCCACAACUUUCCAAACAUCAGGAGCAUAUCAGAUUGCUCUGCCCUACCCAUCAAGUUCAGCCUACAGUGGCCCACACCUUCAGUCAGUACAAGCAUCUCCACGUCCCCCCUCGCCCAAAGAAGUGGUUGCUCCACUUUCCUUUUCCCAGCAAGACCAGGCAAUAAUCUUGCCACCUGGUUAUCCACCCAAUUUGCCCAACCUUGCUUGCUGCCCCCUCCCACCAAUGUAUCCUGGGCCAGCAUCAUGUUCCAGUCUCCCUGUGACUCAGAUUCCUCUUCAUCCAUGGGGUACUUACGACCCCUGUCCACCCAUGCCAAGCCCCUCAGGCCCUGCCCCGACCCUUCCACCAAAGGUCUCCCACAAGUUAGAUAAGCCUGUUCUCUCUCCUCCCCCUCAAUCACCGCCUCUGCUGUCACCCCUACCAGACCACCAGAGUGUGGUCAGUCCUCCAGAGGCCAUCACUGAGGCUGGGGAGGGCUUUCAGGAGGUGCUUUCACUGAAUGAAAGCCCAGUUCCCCAAAGAGCAGACAGGUUUGGCAAGAAGAACCGAAAGCGGUUGGACAACAGCAGAGCAGAUGAAGCCAAUGUUCCAGCUAUCACAGAGGGAGGCAAUAAGUCCAAAAAAGAGGGUCGUGCACUUGGCGACUUCAACUCCCUCAUCUCCAGCCCAAGGUUGGGUGGACGAGACAAGAAGAAACCCAAAGGCCAGAAAGAGCAGCUGAAAGCCAAAAAGCUAAGCAAGGCUACAACGAACGAGUUCCAGGACAGCUCAGAGAGUGAGCCGGAGCUCUUCAUCAGUGGAGAUGAGCUGAUGAACCAGAGCCAGAGUGGUAAAAAAAGCUGGAAGGCAAAAAGGAACUUACGAGCCGGAGGUUCCGAGCUGGAUGAAAUCAAAUGUCGAAAGGCUAAUGAGAAAGAUGACCGUGGCCUUGGCAACCAGGGUUUUGUCUACAUCAUGGCCAACAAACAGCCUCUUUGGAAUGAAGCCACUCAGGUCUACCAGCUGGAUUUUGGAGGGAGAGUUACACAGGAAUCGGCAAAGAACUUCCAGAUUGAGCUUGAGGGGAGACAGGUGAUGCAGUUUGGAAGGAUUGAUGGAAAUGCAUACAUCUUGGACUUUCAGUACCCCUUCUCAGCUGUGCAAGCUUUUGCCGUAGCACUUGCUAAUGUCACCCAGCGCCUCAAGUGAUUGGCAGAGCAUGAACAUCUUAGUUAAAUAUACCCUUUCUUUCUUUGCUGUCUGUUUUGUUUUUGUUUUUGUGUGUGUGUUUUUUAUUCCCUGUCUAAUACUUGAAACCUUCAUCUGGGAAGCAGUUGACACAUUUCCAAGUGUUAGAGGUAUUACUGGGCAGAGAAAUCAAUUGCUGUAAAACAUACGCCAUUACAAAUUAUUAUAAUUUUUGCAUAAGAUACUAGUGUUUGUCAAACUUUAAGGAGGUCAUAUCUAAAUUUACUUCCAGGGACUUUCCCAUUGCAGUAUAAUUGCUAGCAUCUGAUUGGAUGCUUUUUGGCUUGCAGUCAUAAAAUGCAUUUUAUGAAGAAUAAGCAAGACUGAAUAUCCAGUCUGUGGCUGUAUACUCUAGGUAUUUCUGUUAGGAUGGACUUGCUUUGGCAGACAGAAAACAGAAUAAGCUUAAAAGUGAACCCAUUAAUGCUAUAUUCACAAGCAGUAUAGCUCCUCAGAUGUUAAGUUGUGUGAAUAAUUCCUCUCAAAUAUGUUUUUACUAUUCUUUCAUCCACACUAUUUUUUUUAUCUGUACUGUCCCGCAUGUCUCAUCGAUUUAUGUUUUUCCUUUAUGUAAACUCUUCCUGAUUGUGCAUCUCCUUCAUGUUAAGAAACAGGAAGUUAGGAUGUGCAAAUCGGAGCUCACUGUUUGUUUGUUUUCCUCCUGAUAUGAAGUGACUGCCCUCUGCUGACGCUUCUGUGAAGUGAUUGUGUAAUGGCUCUCAAGCCACAUUUAGUCCACCUAAAGAUGUGCAAACAGGAAAUAUUUUUCUACCGUGUUUCAACAGUGUCAUUUCAUACCAUUUAUUUUUUUUAAUAUAACUUGUUUGUGUAACACAGUUUAUCAGUGCUAAGAAUAUUGCGGUGUUAGAUGAGGUCUAGUAGUAUGAAUAUAAACUCAGUAGUUUUGUGAGGAACAGCAGUGAGGUGUACUCUGUUUUAUUUGAUAUCAAUGAAACAACCAAGUGAUGAAGGCAGCAUGAGUAGGCAAGCCUCAGUUUGCUACUUAAUUGGGCAUGCCUUUUAAUAGGCAUGCAGUUAAUGGUCACUACAUUUCUUGUUUUUUCUUUUGAAAGGGUUAGACAGUAUUUGUGAUGCGAACCAAUACAGCAUAAAAUACAUUGUGUGUAUGUGCAUAUGUGUCUGUCUGAUAUCACUUGUAAAGGAUGAUCCAAACAAAAAGCUUAGUUUUGGUCCUUCCAGGAUUUCUCUCAUCUGGAAACUGUCCAGAUGUUGAAUUGAGAAAAAAAGUAGACGGUUUAUCCUCUGUGUUAUUUAUUAUAUCUUUGUUUAUUGUGCAAUAUUGUCAAGACUAAUGCUUUCUUUACCGUUUUAUUUCUCAAGACAGCAGUCCACUUUUUCACGUUGAAGGACAUAUGACAUUUAAUCCACUUUCUGUAAGUGUGAACAUUUAAUUUAUGUUGUGUAUAUAAUGUGGAUGACUUGUUUGUGGACGGGGAAGGGACAGUGAUGGGUUUCGAUGUAAUUUGAAAGGUGUGUGUUGGUGAUUGUUGUUAUGUGUGUAGUGAAGUGACUUUGGAAGGGUUUUGUCAUGUGUGUUUUUGUACAAAGAAUUGAAACCAGAUCAACACAUCUUCUCCAAUGAGGCUGUUACAGUUUUAACUUAAAUAUUCUGCUAACAUUAACCCCAGUUAAGCUGUUGAUGUGAUGUGUGUUGACUCAUUACUAUGUAUUGAUUUGGGUGGACUUUGUUGUUUAAUGAUUUGACAAAUGAAAUGUGCUUGGUAUACGUAGGUCAAAAAGGUGUGUUGGAGACGAAGGAAAAACUGAAUGUUUGUAUUGAACGGUACAAUGGCAUGCCGGGUAAAUUCUAUUACUAUUGAGUAUGACUUUUUUAAAAGCAAGUUUGUUUUCAGAGGAGUUGAGCAUGGGUUUGGCUUUGGACGCACAUCUACUUAUAUUUUAGAGCUCACGUUUGCAAAGAUUUGUGUCCAUUCUGUCUAAAAUACUGUAUCUGAAAUUCCCAUGAUGUCAUUUGGUUUUGAUGCGACUGCUUAGCAGGACAAUUGCGUGCAAAGAUAAGACUUUUUUGGAAAUGUCUUCAUCUGUUUAUUUGCUCUUUACUGUAUAUUUAGGGGAACUCAUGCUUUGCUAUAUCCCCUUUUUCUUUGUUAUUAUUUUUUAAACAGACUCUGGGGUUUUGGGGUUAGGCCAAUCUAACUUGAAGCCUAUAUGCACUAGGGUUUGCAUUGUACUGUAAUGAACAGUUUUGUUGUUCCUCAAAAGCUGAAUUGUGUCCUUUGUCAGUGUGUAGCCCAAUAAAGUGUACAGG
This is a messenger RNA of Myxocyprinus asiaticus (Chinese sucker), 8142 nucleotides long. RefSeq names its product tubby-related protein 4-like. The transcript is spliced from 14 exons. The coding region runs from base 573 to 5813 and encodes 1746 amino acids. Gene Ontology annotation, molecular function: protein binding. NCBI's taxonomy places the organism in Eukaryota, Metazoa, Chordata, Actinopteri, Cypriniformes, Catostomidae. The record is from RefSeq and is a predicted model, not a curated record.